AUGUUCCGCAACACCGCCCUGGCCGCUUUGGCUGCCACCUUCAUUGCCCAGCCGGUGGCCGCGACCUAUUACGAGCAAUGCUCCGUCAUCCCGGGUCCCAACAUCGUGGAGAACCCCUCGUGGGAGACUUCCAUCAAUGGCUGGCAGUACUCGUGGUACGCCGCCGACUCUGAUCGUGUCAAGGACGCCAGCCAGGGCACCUACGCGAUCAGCAUCCCCAGCGACCAGCCCAAGGGUUACUUCUGGCAGACCCUCACUGGCCUCACUGUCGGCGAGAAGUAUGACUUCUCCAUCGACUGGAAGGGCAAGUGGUCGAGCAAUGCCCCCUCGUGGUCCCAGCGCGACUGCAGGGUCGGCAUCUUUUACGACAAGCUCGCGAUUGCCAACGCCAUCACCUACAAGGAGUACACUGUCAAGAAGAGCUCCAACUCGUGGGUCACUCUCAAGGGCAGCUACGAGGUCACCAAGGCCAGCAUGACGCUGUACAUCUAUUCGUCUUGCACGGACGACUACGGCCCGGCCCUGUACUCGCGCUUCGACAACGCAAAGGUGCGCAAGCACGAUGGCGAGAUUGUCUGCCCAUCGUCGACCUCCUCGGUUAUUUCUACAACAUCCAGCAGCACCAGCAGCAAUAUCUAUCCCACGCUUACUUUGUCUACCUCAACUUCAGAGAGCUCGUCUUCGACUGUGAGCGACAUCUCGUCGACCUUGGUUACGAGCACCUCGUCCUCGGUCUCUUCAGAUGCCGCCAGCAGCACCUCUUCCGUCGAAACUUAUCCUACCCUCACUAGCUCGACUGACAGCUCCAUGAGCACGCUGUCGAGUUCGACAGACAGCUCCAUGACCAGCAGCACCUCGUCCGUCGAAACUUAUCCUACUGUCACGAGCACGAUGUCGAGUUCGACUGACAGCUCGAUGGUCAGCUCGACUGAGACCUACUCUUCUCAGAGCACGUACUCGGACACGGUUGUGUCCUCAGCCACAGAGACAUAUCCCAUUACUUCCCUGACGUCCACGGAGAGCUAUCCGACUCUGACCAUGUCCAGCACGGACAGUUCCAGCUACGCGGCCUCCACUCAGUCACUCACCACUGACAGCAGUGUAACAUCAUCGACUAUGAGCAGCAGCGACAUCUACCCCACGAUUACUUUGUCUACGACGUCGUCUUCAGAAAGCCUAUCUUCAACCGUGACCAGUAGCGAUAUCUCUUCCACCCUGGCUACGAGCACCUCGACCUCAAUCUCUUCGGAUGCCGGGAGUACCACCUCGUCCGUUGAGAGCUACCCUACUCUCACUAGCACGAGCUCGAGCCUGUCUUCGACUGUGAGCAGCAGCGACAUCUACCCCACGAUUACUUUGUCUACGACGUCGUCUUCAGAAAGCCUAUCUUCAACCGUGACUAGUAGUGACAUCUCAUCCACCCUGGCUACGAGCAGCUCAUCGGUCUCCUCGGAUGUCUCCACUAGCACCUCAUCUGUCGAGACCUAUCCUACGCUCUCUAGCACACUGUCGACUUCGACUGAAAGCUCUUCCCAAAGUACAUAUUCGGCCAUCACCACCUCCUCAGAUGCUGCCACCACGUCUUCCACCGUGUCGAGCACAACUGAUACUUACCCAGUCAUCACUCUCUCUAGCACGACAUCUUCUGCCGAUGUGACCUCCAGCACAGUGACCACCUCCUCUGAUAUCUCGACCUCGUCCGCAGCCGUGACCACUUCUUCUGCGCCCUCCAGCAGCACAGAUACUUACUCCGUGAUCACUCUGUCCACUACGUCGUCCGGGACUGAUACGUACUCCGUAACCACCCUGUCGACAACCUCUGAAACUGCAUCCGCUACAACCUCGAGUGAUAUCACUAGCAGUACUGCUUCGACUACCUCCAGUGAAUCUACCACCAGCAACGCUUCGACCACCUCGAGCGAUAUCACUUCCAGCACUGCUUCCGUUACCACGUCGGACGUGACAACCAGCACUGCGGCCGCCACGACCUCCAGUGACAUUAGCAGCAGCACCGCUUCGUCCACCUCGAGCGAUGUUACUUCCAGCACUGUCUAUCCCACCUCGUCCGCUCCGUCCAGCACAGCCUCGACCACCGAGUCGUCAUCCACCACCACAAGCUAUCCCGCCUCUACCAUCAGCACUUCCUCAUACGACACCUCCACCAGCGCUGCGGUCUCCAGCACGACCGCCGUGUACCCAACCACGCUGGCGACCACGACCUCGGCGCCCGUCAACACUUACCCCGGCGGUGGCGAGGUGUACCCUACCGCCACGUACCUGGGCACGAGCAGUGAUGCUGUGAGCACCACUGAGCCUGUUGGCGCGUAUCCCACCAAGUACAAGGCCAAGUGUGGCGGCAAGCGACGUAUGGCGGCAUGA
Molecule: messenger RNA, 2379 nt
Organism: Microdochium trichocladiopsis
Lineage: Eukaryota; Fungi; Ascomycota; Sordariomycetes; Xylariales; Microdochiaceae
Exons: 1
Coding region: 1-2379 (792 amino acids)
Source: RefSeq, a predicted model, not a curated record